Molecule: messenger RNA, 657 nt
Organism: Hippopotamus amphibius kiboko
Lineage: Eukaryota; Metazoa; Chordata; Mammalia; Artiodactyla; Hippopotamidae
Gene: DNAAF6
Product: dynein axonemal assembly factor 6
Exons: 6
Coding region: 1-657 (218 amino acids)
Biological process (GO): axonemal dynein complex assembly; flagellated sperm motility
Cellular component (GO): cytoplasm
Molecular function (GO): dynein intermediate chain binding; protein-folding chaperone binding
Source: RefSeq, a predicted model, not a curated record
AUGGAAUUUGAAAAUAUGGAAUCGGAAAAUGCAGAAGUUGAAAAUAUGGAAACUGAAAAUAUGGGAUCCGAAAAUAUGGAAACUGAAACCAUUUCCUCAGUUUCAGCCCUGCAGGCUCUCUCUAAGAUACUUUAUCCGGAAGAGGAUGAUUUUGAGUCAGGACAGUCAAGUAGUUCAUCUGUGAUGGGAGCCAUGGGUCCUGGGAAUAUUGGGCCACCAAAAGGAGAAGAGCUUAAAGUCACCCCUCAAACAAGUGAUGAAAAUCGUGAGGACAUCUGGAAUCCAGAGGAGGUUUCAGAAGGAGCAGAGCACGAUGAUAUGUGGGAUGUUAGAGAAGCACCAGAAUAUGAAAUUGUAUUCAAACAGCAGGUGGGAACUGAAGACAUGUUCCUGGGAUUGACCAGAAAGGAUGCUUCAACUGCAUGUUGUAAGGAUCUAGUGGUUAAAAUUAAGCUGCCAAAUAUGAACCCUUCUGAAAUUAAAAUCGACAUUCAAGAAACGGUCCUUGACCUCCGUACUCCUAAUAAGAGGCUGUUGGUAAACUUUCCCCAUCCUGUGGAAUGCGACAGUGCCAAAGCUUUCUAUAUUUUUGAAACCGAGACUCUCGAGGUCACUGUGACUAUGAAACGAGAGUUGGAUUUUAUUAAUUUCUUCUGA